Molecule: messenger RNA, 1948 nt
Organism: Rubroshorea leprosula
Lineage: Eukaryota; Viridiplantae; Streptophyta; Magnoliopsida; Malvales; Dipterocarpaceae
Source: the annotation of a GenBank genome assembly
GAUCCGUCGCCUUUGCUUCAUCAAAAUGCAGCCUCAAAAUCCCUCCUUUUCUAAUACCCUAAACCCUAAAUUCUCCCUCCGCUUCUCCAAUUCCCAUCUUCCUCCGGGCUUCAUCUCCUUGAUACCCCCGAAAAGCUGCACCCUUUCUCGUCGGUUUUCCGUGAUUUGUUGCUGUGAAAAUAAUGAUCAUAUUCGGCGGGGAGACGUCCGGGCAUUCGCUGGCCGGAGCAAGAAAAAGGCCGUUGGGCAGUCUCCUGGACUUACUGAGGGGAAUGCGGAGCUGAGGCGUGAGGCGAAGCGUAAUGCGCGGCGGAAGUCGAAAAAGCUGGCGGAAUCCUUCUUCUAUCGGCUGAAAAAUCCUGGGAAAAACCACGCGGACAACUUCACUGAAGAGGAGCUCCAGGCAAUCGGACUUGGGUACGACCGCAUGGUCCGAUUCAUGGAGAAGGAUGACCCCAAUCUCCGCCACCCAUACGACUGGUACAAGUAUGGCGAAUUUGGACCGUAUUCAUGGCGUGGUGUGGUUGUUGGUGACCCAGUUCGUGGGCGAUUCUCGGAUGAUAGAGUCACACUCAUAGAAGAGGUUAAAAGCCAUGAGGAAUGGGAGAAGAUAGAGCAGUUCGAAAUGGCAUCAGAUUUUGGUAAGAGAUUGGAAACCAUGGAUAAAAAUGUUGGUUUUAGAUACUUCUGGGUGUUUGUGAGGCACCCAAAAUGGAGGCUGAGUGAAUUGCCAUGGGAGCAGUGGACUUUGGUGAGUGAAGUGGUGGUUGAGGCUGCAAAAAAGGAGAGGUUGGAUAAAUGGAGCUUGAUGGGUAGAUUGGGGAACAAGGCCAGAGCUUUGAUCACGCAAUGCGCUGCCUGGAUGAGGCCAGAUAUUAUAUACGUGAAGAAGCCUGUGUACCAAUGUAGGUUUGAGCCUCAGGAUGAUUUUUUCAGGGCUUUGAUGCCAUAUCUUGAUCCGAAAACAGAAGAGGAUUUUCUAUUUGAGGUUAAGAAUGAGGAUGGGAGUGUGCAGAUGUGUACUUAUUUUGCUGGCUUGUGUAAAAUUGUCAAGGUGAAUCCAAAGGCAUUUGUGGAUGAUGUGGUGAAGGGAUAUGAGAAAUUGAGUGAGGAGAGGAAGUCAGUGUGUCUGGAGUUUUUGUUGGCAAAUCAUCCCGUGUACCUUUUGCAUCCAUAUACAAAGGAGUGGAAGGCGAAGUUGGAGGAGGAGGAGAUGGGGUGUGAUGCACCAGAUGAUGAUGAGGAUGAACGGGGUAGAAAUUCAAAUGAUGUGCAGUAUACAGAUUGGAUUGAAGAUGAUGGAAAUGAAGAUGAGGAUGAUGGUGAUUACGAUUAUGAAGACAAUGUAGUGGUGGACAUGGAAGGAAGUGGUGAUGAAGAAGAUGAUUCCGGGGAGGAGGAGGAGGAGGAGGAUGAGAAAUACUGGGAAGAGGAAUUUAAGAAGGCAGUGAGUAGCUCAGAAAGAAUGGAAAAUCUGGUAAAAAAGAGUGUUGAGAUAACUUCAGAGUUCUAUAGGAGGCAGUUGGGGACAAGGAAAGAUGAAGUUGGAGAUGAAACAGAGAUGAGGGGUAAAAGGGCAAAAGUUAGUCCAAAAGAGUGGGAGUAUGCCGGGAUUGGUCCAUGGAGAAAAAGGAUUAAGAAGAGCAAAGUUCCUCCCGAGCUAUUUCUGAGAGCAGCAGUUAGGCCAUUUACUUACCGGAAUCUUGUGAAGGAAAUUGUCUUGACAAGGCAUGCAAUUUUUGAGGGUGAGAUUGGUAGGAAAAAGUGAGUUGUUUCUUGUAAUACUCAAUUCGAAGAACUUUUGCCUUGCUUUUGGUGAAAGCAUAUAGGAUUCUUAAAGCUACUUGUAAAACUUUUGCAGAAUAUUUUGUUCAAGAAUUAUAUAUUUCAUAUUUUGUUUCUGUUUUCUCUAAAUUAUUCCUGUUGCCAAUAAAACAGCAAAUCAACU